Messenger RNA from Penicillium vulpinum, 1515 nucleotides. RefSeq names its product pepsin-like aspartic protease. NCBI's taxonomy places the organism in Eukaryota, Fungi, Ascomycota, Eurotiomycetes, Eurotiales, Aspergillaceae. The transcript has a single exon. The record is from RefSeq and is a predicted model, not a curated record. Gene Ontology annotation, biological process: proteolysis. Gene Ontology annotation, molecular function: aspartic-type endopeptidase activity. Bases 1 to 1515 code for a protein of 504 amino acids.
AUGCGUCUCUCAUCAUGUCUAGUCUUCAUUGCCGGCAUCUCCGGCGUGCACGCCUUCUAUCCAUGGGAAUUGCGAAUGAAACUCUCUGAAGAUACUACAGUCGAACGUCGCUUUGUCCCAUGGACCUUGGUUGAAGCGAAAAUUGACAAUGAGAGCACCGACACACCCAACAUACCCGACACGAAACCUUUGACACUUGACCUGAAGAAAAUGCCCGUUCGCCGCGACGAUGGCUAUAAGAUCGUCGAGUCCCAUAAGCCAUCAUUGUCAGACAGCGCACCGUUACACCAGGAUGGAACGGAUUAUUCAUACUUCUCUCCAGUCUACGUAGGUUCUGAAAAGAAAGAAAUGUGGAUGGCAAUUGAUACUGGAGCACCCAAUACCUGGGUCUUUCACUUAAAAUGCCAUGAGCCUGUCUGCGAACGCCAUCACAAGUUCGACCCGUCAACAUCAUCCAGCUACACCACCGACGAUUCAACUUUCACCCUCUAUUACGGCAGCGGCAAGGUCAAUGGAAAGAUGGGAAAAGACACCUUAUCAAUUGCAGGGCUCGAAGUCUUGCAAACUUUCGGCCAAGCCACCAAUGCUUCGGAGGCUUUCCAGAGCUACCCAUUCGACGGAAUCCUUGGUCUAGGUCGGUCGCAUACAGAAGGAUGGAACUUGCCAUCUUUCAUGGACCUUAUUGCCGACAAAAAGCUCAUCAAGUCAAACUUGGUUGGAUUCAGUCUCUCUCGCUCAGCAGACGGUGACAAGGAUGGUGAAAUCAACUUCGGUGGUGUCGACACAACCAAAUUCGAUGGUACCAUCUCCUACACUCCUACCAACAGCAAGAUCUGGAGCAUUGCCGUAGAUGAUGCUUAUGUGAAUGGAAAAAGUUGCAAUUUUUCCGGCAAAUCCGCUACCAUCGACACCGGAACCACCUAUCUCCUGAUCCCUCCUGCAGAUGCCAAAACCCUGUUUUCUCUCGUCCCUCAUGCGUCUCAACAGCCUGACAACCCAAACAACUAUUUGAUCCCAUGUAACUCGACUGCUACCAUAGAGUUCGAGUUCUCUGGUAUCAAGUACAACGUCUCGCCUAAGGAUUAUGUCGGGAACACCGUGUCGGACGGUUCAGACUACUGCAUUUCGACCAUUGUCGGUUAUGCAUCCAACGGUGCAAACUGGCUCGUCGGCGAUGUCUUUUUGAAAAACGUCUACACCGUCUUCGAUUUCGACAACGCACAAAUCGGCUUCGGCGCGCUUGCCUCAGCCUCAGCCUCGAAGUCGAACUCCCACUCAGGCUCGCACUCAAACUCAUCUUCAACAUCAUCGUCAUCCUCAUCCCCGUCCCAGGGUAAUGGGACAUUCACCGCGCCGCCAGUCAAUGGCACCACUGCGUCUACUGCUGACGCCGCAUCAUCCCCAUCAUCAUCAGCCUCUGCAAUGGCCACAAUUUCUCAAAGUUCCGCAUCCCACCUAAUCCGCGGCAUUAGCUGGUCUAUGCUCACGGUCAUGAUUGGCGCAUUUGCUAUUUGA